This is a messenger RNA of Amoebophrya sp. A25, 228 nucleotides long. Lineage: Eukaryota; Dinophyceae; Syndiniales; Amoebophryaceae. The record is from the annotation of a GenBank genome assembly.
UGCGAGAUCAUCGAAGCGGUUUUGCGACCUCUCAAAGACGAAGAUUAUCAUUAUGAACUGAUAUGCGUACUUCUCAGGUCAUCUAGUACUUCAGCUAGUUGUAGCUCUAGUACAUGUAAAGAAAUUUCCCAUAUAAUUAAAACAGUCUACAGUGCACACCCGUCAACACAAUUGGCUGGGUAUAUCAUCAUCAUCAUCAACAUCAAUUUUUUAUAAAUCUGUCACCAC